UGACAGGUGACGCAUGAUGUUUUUAGGUUAAAUCAGCUGUAUAGUAUAAACAAAUUUAAAAAUAAAUUAAAUAAUUAUACGUUAUUUCGAAGCUAAUUUGUUGGCAACUAUUUGAAUUGAGUUUCUUUUACGUAACAUAUCUUGUUAAAACGGUCUCAUUCGGUUCAUUUGCGCAUUAACGCCCACACAAAAUUAACAAUGUUCCCAACAACGAAUGUAAAAGCCGGCGAAAUCCUCUUAAAAGAGCAACCGUUCGUUUACGUCCUAAGCGGGAAAUAUCGCACUGAACACUGCGAUCAUUGUUUUGCCAAGGGCCAAUUGUUGAAGUGUUCUGGAUGCCAAUAUGUACAUUAUUGUGGCAAAGGAUGUCAAAGAGAAAGUUGGAGUAUACAUAAAAUGGAAUGUGAUAAAUUAAAACGGAUUAUUCCGAGGAUUGUUCCCGAUGCUAUAAGGCUUAUUGCAAAGAUUAUUCACAAAAUUAAUAAGGGGGGUGAAGGUGUACGAUCAUAUUAUACUAGAGAUAGAUUUAGAACUUUUAAGGAUCUCAUGUCUCAUUAUUCGGAUUUGAAGUUAGACCACCGUCGAUUGGAACAUUUCACCACAUUAUGUGCUAUUUUAUUUGAAUUUAUACAAGAUACAUCCUUACCAAAUUCAGCUGAAUUAAUUGGUAUUUACGGAAGGAUGGUUAUUAAUAGUUUUAAUAUUUGUGAUUCCGAACUGAAAUCAAUUGGCGUUGGAGUGUAUUUAGGCGCUUCAGUAAUUGAUCAUUCAUGUAAACCGAAUGCAGUGGCUACUUUUGAAGGAACCACUUUAUUUAUACGUACAUUAGUUGAUUUAAAAGUUGUUGAUUGGACAAAAGUUUUUAUUAGUUAUAUAGAUGUUUUAAACACUCCGCAAGAUCGUUGCAAUGAAUUAGAACGACAAUAUUACUUUUUAUGUAGAUGUACAAAAUGUAUAGAAGAUAAAACGAACUUAAAUUUUAUGUACGGAGCUGCUUGUCAACGAAAAAGUUGUGAUGGUUGCAUCGAUAUGUAUAAUUACAAGGAAGGUUUUACAUGCAAUAAGUGCCAUACAGUUCCGGAGCAAAGCUUUGUUGAUGAAUAUAAAGAAGUUACCGAUUAUAGUAAAGAUUGUAUCGAUAAAAUGAAAAAUGUAGCUUGUAUCCUUAAUAAAGCAGUUAAGGAAUUAGAUUAUGAUUUAUGCAAAGUUUGUUUAAAACGCCAAGAUAAAAUUCUUCAUAAAUUAAAUACUUUACACAUAAAGGUGUUGGAUUUAACGUUUGAAAGUUCUAUUGACUUUUGUCAUUGGGAGGAAGCGAAAGAACUUGGAACUGAAUUACUGGAUGGUUAUUUAUUUUAUUAUGACGAUUUAAACCCAUUACUUGGCCUGUUAUACAUGAAACUAGCAAAGAUUUGUGCUUUACUAAACGAAGAUUUAACAGCGAUUGAUUUCUUAAGAAAAGCUUUCAACAUUUUAAAAAUCACCCACGGCAUUCAAAGCAAACUCUUCCGAAAUGAAAUAAAACCGUUAAUGGAGCAACUUUCUUACGGGAUGACUUUUAAUAAUUAAAAAGAAAUUGUUAAAAUAAACUCAAAACGAAAAUGUAGUGUUCUUUAAUGUUUA
This is a messenger RNA of Onthophagus taurus, 1623 nucleotides long. RefSeq names its product SET and MYND domain containing, class 3 (gene Smyd3). Gene Ontology annotation, cellular component: nucleus. Lineage: Eukaryota; Metazoa; Arthropoda; Insecta; Coleoptera; Scarabaeidae. The record is from RefSeq and is a predicted model, not a curated record. Gene Ontology annotation, molecular function: protein binding.